UUUAAUAUAACCUAGAAAUUGCAAAUGUCAUUGUAAAUAAACAUUGAAAUUAUCUGAUUUUUCGUGAAAAAUAGUGAAAGUGAAAACAAAAUGGAUUAUAGGGAUGGAAGAAAACACGAACGAUAUAAACACAAACGAAGAAAAUCAAGAUCUAGAUCAUCUUCACCUGCAGCAAAACAACCCCGACUUAAAAAGACUGUUUUGGACUACAAAAGAGAACUUGUAAGGUUCCUAGAAGAGCAAGCUAACUUAGGCAAUACAAACGACUUUUGGAAGUUUUAUGAAAAAUACAAAUCCUUACAAACAAUACAAAAAUCUGACGCAGAUAAAACGAAACUACUCAAUAUCGAAUUCAUGAAAGAAAUUCCUCUUUUGUACGAAAAAUUGCCUGUACUAGACAAAAAUGGUAGAAGGGUAGAAAUAUCGAUGGAUGAGUUCAAUGAUUUUUUGCUCGUUAUAAAAGUUUACCAGGAUUUUCAACAAAAAAUGAGUUUUUCCAAGUUGAGAAAGCUAAAACUUUUCCAAAACGAUUUACCGAUUGCGCAACACAAAACUGAAAUAAUCGAAAAGCUGAAAGCGUCUAGAAUACUCCUAAUAGCAGGUGAUACAGGCUGUGGCAAGUCAACGCAAGUACCACAAUAUGUGUUAGAAGCGGGAUACAAUAAAAUUGUGUGUACUCAACCUAGACGAAUUGCUUGUGUUAGUUUAGCAAAGAGAGUAUCUUAUGAAACGUUAAGUGACUACAAAAAUACCAUAGGGUACCAGAUCAGGUUUGAGAAGACAAAGAGGGCUGAUACUAAAGUUAUUUUUAUGACGGAAGGGCUUCUUUUAAGGCAAGCGUCAGAAAAGGAAACCUUGGAAUCGUAUGAUGUUAUAAUUUUGGAUGAAGUGCAUGAAAGAAAUUUACAUGGGGACUUUUUAAUAGGCAUAAUGAAAUGUCUUCUACAUCAAAGAGACAACUUCAAGUUAAUUCUAAUGUCAGCAACAAUAAACAUACAAUUAUUUUCAAAUUACUUCUCUGAAGAAAAUAUACAAAUAAUACAAGUACCAGGAAGACUAUACCCAAUAGAUAUUCAGUAUAGACCUAUAGUAAAAGAUCCAUAUGAAAGAAAGAGAGAGAAAUUAGACUGUACGCCAUAUUUGCAAAUUUUGCAGUUGAUAGAUGAAAAAUACACUCAAAAUCAAAAGGGCGAUAUGUUGGUUUUUCUAAAUGGAUUUUCAGAGAUCUCAACUUUAGCUGAUGCUGUUACUGACUACAGUGAGAGUAAGAAGAACUGGAUCGUCUUGCCAUUACAUAGUUCAUUGUCUCUGGAAGAACAGGAUAAAGUAUUCGACUAUCCUCCUGAGGGUGUUAGGAAAUGUAUUAUUUCAACAAAUAUAGCCGAAACAUCAGUCACAAUUGAUGGAAUACGAUUUGUUGUUGAUUCAGGCAAGGUGAAUAGAAUGAACUACAAUACGCAGAUUGGGGUAAACAAAUUAAGUGAAUGUAGUAUAUCCCAAGAUAGUGCUAAACAAAGAUCAGGUAGAGCUGGCCGUACAGGCCCGGGCAUAUGCUUUCGACUGUACUCUGAAGAAGAUCUCAAAAGCUUCGAAGCUUUCACUCCUGCAGAGAUUCACCAAGUACCGUUAGACUCUUUAUUGCUGCACAUGAUUUCGUUAGGUCUUAACGACAUAGCAAAUUUCCCAUUCAUAGAAAAACCGUCGGGGGAAAAACUAGAGGAAAGCAUGGAAAAACUUAAGUUUAUUGGAGCAUUAGAGUUGGAUAAGGAAUUUUUAGCUUUGACGCAAUUGGGAGACUCCUUAAGUCAAUUGCCCGUCGAUUUAAAAAUAGGUAAGAUGUUGAUUAUGUCGACCGUAUUUGGCAAUGUUAACUCCGUGCUAGCGUUAGCGUCUCUUCUGAGCGUUCAGAGUCCCUUAACGCAGAAGGCUCAGAGGGAUUUAGAGGCCCGAGACCUUAGAAAACCUAUAGAAUCAGAUCACGGAGAUCCCAUAAUUUUACUUAAUUUCUACAAAGAAUGGUUAACUGUAAAGCAGUCCUCAACUCCAGCUAAAGGACAUUCAAGGAGGGAGGGAGGGUAUAGUUCGAAGGUCUGGGCAAGAAAAAGAUGUAUCGAGGAGCAACGUUUCUAUGAAGUAACAAAACUGAUCGAACAAUUCAGAGAGAUUUUGCAAGAAGCUGACUUCUUACCGAAGAUAACCGAAACGAAUCUAAGUAGUGGAGAACGGUCUAUCAGGCUGGGUGAACUGAAACAACUGAAAUCUAUGAGAUAUAAGUUGAAAAACGAAGAAAGAUCUAAGAGUAGAAAACAACUGAAAUACGAAAUGUAUAAUUCCGGAGAAGCUGGUGAAGAUAGUGGAAAAGUGGAUAUCAGAGAUGUGGAGUUUAGGAUAUCGCAUGACUUUAAAAGGCUUCAACAACUGUUAAACGAAGCAUCUGCUGACAGCCACAAAGACCUUAUGAUGCUGAAACUAAUCCUAACAAGCGGUCUUUAUCCACAGAUAGCAGUGGAAGAUGAGUUCAACUCCUCCAAAACAGUUUCAGAGCGGCUGUAUCACACCAAACACAACAAUUAUGUUUUUCUUCGUCCUGAUGGCUAUUUCGCCUCGAAUACAGAAGUUUUGGAAUUGCACAACGACGACAUAGAAGUACCUCCAACUGGGUACUUCAGUAAAAGACCUAUCAGCAGGAAGCACCAAGUGUUAGUGUAUCAGACGAUACUGGAGACGAAAAAAGUGUAUUUGGUGAAUACUAUGAGAAUGCCGGCUUUACAGACGUUGCUACUUUUGGGGAAAACUGUAUCUACAAAUGCUACGUUCACCAAGUUCGUAGUGGACGAUUUUUUGCUCUUUGACGUACCUUAUUUUGGACAAGGCAAAGCAUUAUUAAUGAAGGCUAUAGAGUUAAGGAAAAUAUGGAAAAUCAAACUAGAAACAAAGUUGAAAAACCCUGCAAGCGAAAAAGUUGACCAAAAAUAUUUAUUCCAUUUAACCGAAAAUUUAGUAAAUUAUAUGACCACAGAAGUGAGCUACAACAUCAAGAGACUUCUACCAGCAGAUCUCAAAGAGAUAUACAACCACGACUGCGAGCUAUUUGAAACUGAAAAAGUAGAUAAAAAUCCUUUUGUUGAAGACUACCCCAUCACGAAGAAUUACCAAUACGGUGGAGUAAAUAUUACGGAAAAUGUCGUGUAUGCGUGUCUUCUGCAAGAACAAUGGUCCUACGAACUAGAACAAGAAAUUUGCAAUACUCCUUUUAUUUGUAAACACUGUCAAUCUUCCAGAUUGGGUUCUACUCUAUUUAGCAACAUUCGACACGAAGAAUUUUGUAAAGAUAAACGUAAGGCACCGGUUAACGACAGUAUUAAUGAAGAAGUCAGCGUUGUUAAGCCAAAUUCCAGAUCUUACCAUUGUACAGUUUGUGGGAAAGAUCUGAUGCUGACUCCUGUCGAUAUCUUAAAGCAUAAAAAGUCCUGUAAAUAAAGUUUAUUUAUUUUUGA
Messenger RNA from Diabrotica virgifera virgifera (western corn rootworm), 3497 nucleotides. Its product is annotated as probable ATP-dependent RNA helicase DHX34. NCBI's taxonomy places the organism in Eukaryota, Metazoa, Arthropoda, Insecta, Coleoptera, Chrysomelidae. Gene Ontology annotation, molecular function: ATP binding; RNA binding. The coding region runs from base 91 to 3480 and encodes 1129 amino acids. Gene Ontology annotation, cellular component: intracellular anatomical structure. The record is from RefSeq and is a predicted model, not a curated record. Gene Ontology annotation, biological process: nuclear-transcribed mRNA catabolic process, nonsense-mediated decay. The transcript has 8 exons.